AGUCUCCAUGCUGGCUUACUAUAAAAGGAACCCUUCUGGUAGUUUUGAACCAAAAACUCAUCCUCUCUUUCUGCAAAACAGCUUUUCUGUUAUCUUCUAUCAUCUUUAACAAUAAUACACAGUUAUAUACCAAAAACAAAAACAAAAAUAGCCAUGGAAUUCCUUUCUAUGUUGUCAAGGAGUUCUGUUUUCAUCGUACUUGCACUUUUGACACCUUUAAUGUACUCUUUCCUUAUGAAAUCAAGAAAGGCACGUGGUAAGAAGAAUGGACUACCACUGCCACCAGAACCUAGCGGUAAAUUACCAUUUAUUGGCCACCUCCACCUGCUAGGUGGGUCACAACCGCCACACAUAACUCUGGGAAAAAUAGCCGAAAAGCUCGGACCAAUAUACAGAAUCAAAGUAGGUGUGCAUCCAACCUUGAUCAUAACUAGUUCGGAACUGGCCAAAGAAUGCUUUACCAUAAACGACAAAGCAUUUGCUUAUCGUCCUAAAGCUCUUUUCUUAGAUGUUAUGACUUACAAUUAUGCCAUGUUUGGUGCAAGUCCUUAUGGUGACUACUGGCGCGAAAUUCGCAAAAUAGCCAGUCUUGAGCUUCUUUCUGCUCGUCGGCUUGAGUUGCUGAAACAUGUGAGAGAAAAUGAAAUAAAGGAAGCCAUCCAAGGGCUAUAUCAUGGAUGGUUAAAGAAUAAAAACAGCAGUAAGACCAAACAACUUGAGGUGGAAAUGAAACAAUGGUUUUGGGACGUAACUUUGAAUGGGGUAUUAAAGCUGGUCGUAGGGAAGCGUUACGUUGAGUAUAUAAAGAACGAUGAUGAUUCUAAUGAGAGUGGCGAUGGCGACUGGCGAUUUGCUUUGAGGGAUUUUUUCCAAUUAUCUGGCAAAUUUCCCGUGUCAGAUGCACUUCCAUAUCUAAGGUGGCUCGAUAUAGGUGGAGUUGAGAAGGAGAUGCAGAAUGUCGCAAAAGUCUUAGACAAAGUAGUGUCAGGAUGGUUAGAAGAACACAAGAAGAAAAGAGCUUCCGGCGCUAAGACAGAGGAAGACUUCAUGGAUGUAAUGUUGUCUCUACUUGAUGACUCUAAAGAGAUUUACAAUCGAGAUGCUGCUACUGUCAACAAAGCUACUUGCAUGGCUAUUAUUUUAGCAGCUUCAGAUACUACUAAAACUUCUUUGACAUGGACUUUGUCUUUAUUACUAAAUCAUUCGGAUGUCCUAAAGAAAGUGAAAGAUGAAUUAGACGUGAAAAUUGGUAAAGAAAGGCAAGUUCAGAAUUCGGACAUAAACAAUUUAACUUAUUUUAAUGCAGUGGUUAAGGAAGCAUUCAGGUUAUAUCCUGCAGCGGCAUUAUCAGUGCCACGUGAAAGUAACGAAGAUUGUGUUGUUGGAGGCUAUCAUAUUCCGGCAGGCACUCGCCUUUUCGUUCAUAUUUCGAAAAUUCAGAGAGAUCCACGCGUCUGGGAAAAUCCUUUAGAGUUUCAACCAGAAAGGUUCCUUACUACCCAUAAGGAUGUUGAUGUUAAGGGUCAACAUUUUGAGCUUAUACCAUUCGGUGCUGGAAGAAGAAUUUGUCCUGGAACCACUUUAGCUCUUCAAACUUUGAACCUAACGCUUGCUUCUCUUCUGCAUGCCUUUGAAAUUGAAACUCCAUUAGGGCAACCAGUUGAUAUGACUGAAAGCUCUGGUAUAACUAACCUCAAAGCCACUCCUCUCGAUGUUCUUCUUACUCCUCUUCUUCCUGCCCACCUUUACUAGAAAAUCAUGAUAUAAUAAAAUAAGAGAAACUAAAUAGUAGAGGUAUUUUUCCAUUUUUUGUGUGUUAUAAAGAGAGCUGUUUAGAAAUCUCUAUCUGUAAAUUAAUU
Messenger RNA from Jatropha curcas, 1859 nucleotides. NCBI's taxonomy places the organism in Eukaryota, Viridiplantae, Streptophyta, Magnoliopsida, Malpighiales, Euphorbiaceae. The record is from RefSeq and is a predicted model, not a curated record.